Messenger RNA from Protobothrops mucrosquamatus (brown spotted pit viper), 798 nucleotides. RefSeq names its product ubiquitin conjugating enzyme E2 K (gene UBE2K). Gene Ontology annotation, cellular component: nucleus. The record is from RefSeq and is a predicted model, not a curated record. Gene Ontology annotation, molecular function: ubiquitin conjugating enzyme activity; protein binding. NCBI's taxonomy places the organism in Eukaryota, Metazoa, Chordata, Lepidosauria, Squamata, Viperidae. Gene Ontology annotation, biological process: protein polyubiquitination; proteasome-mediated ubiquitin-dependent protein catabolic process. The transcript has 7 exons. Bases 25 to 627 code for a protein of 200 amino acids.
GUUUCGGCGGGUCCCGCUGCCGAGAUGGCCAACAUCGCGGUGCAGCGGAUCAAGCGGGAGUUCAAAGAAGUGCUGAAGAGCGAGGAGACGAACAAAAAUCAAAUUAAAGUAGAUCUUGUAGAUGAAAAUUUUACAGAAUUAAGAGGAGAAAUAGCAGGACCUCCGGACACACCGUAUGAAGGAGGAAGAUAUCAAUUAGAAAUAAAAAUUCCAGAAACGUAUCCUUUUAAUCCCCCUAAGGUGCGGUUUAUUACCAAAAUCUGGCAUCCUAAUAUUAGCUCAGUCACUGGAGCUAUCUGUUUGGAUAUCCUAAAAGAUCAGUGGGCUGCAGCGAUGACUUUAAGAACAGUGUUGUUAUCCUUGCAAGCCCUCUUGGCAGCCGCGGAACCGGACGACCCACAAGACGCAGUCGUGGCAAACCAGUACAAACAGAAUUCAGAAAUGUUUAAACAGACAGCUCGGCUUUGGGCGCACGUUUACGCUGGAGCACCAGUUUCUAGUCCGGAAUAUACCAAGAAGAUAGAAAAUCUUUGUGCUAUGGGAUUUGAUAGGAACGCGGUAAUAGUGGCCUUGUCAUCAAAAUCAUGGGAUGUAGAGAGAGCGACAGAACUACUUCUGAGUAACUGAGCCCUGUGCGGAAACUGCUUCAGCGUAGCCCAGCCUGCCUGUUCUGGAGGAGCGUCACCACCUCUUGUCUCUUCUUUUUAGGUUUCAAUAUAGAUUCUCUUUUAAAAAAAAAAACAAACAAACACUGGCAUUCUCGCCUGAUGCUAUCUAGGCCCUAUUGGAGACUGAAAA